Molecule: messenger RNA, 1410 nt
Organism: Marmota flaviventris (yellow-bellied marmot)
Lineage: Eukaryota; Metazoa; Chordata; Mammalia; Rodentia; Sciuridae
Product: fumarylacetoacetate hydrolase domain-containing protein 2
Molecular function (GO): catalytic activity
Source: RefSeq, a predicted model, not a curated record
CGUCACCGGAGCGCGCCUGCUUUCUGAGGUCCGCUUCAGGUGUAGUGCGGGGCUGGCGAGUUGGCUGGCUCCUUCUGCCUUGGAGCUCCGUCGGGCUCUAACCCCACAGCGCAGGGCGCCGGGCCGGACCGGCAGCCGCGGCCAGAUGAUCUGAGGGAAGGCACAGUCAUCUGUUUCAAGGUUGACAGUCGCCAAUGUCUCCCAAGAAGUGAGGUCAAGGCCUUGCUUCUGUCAUGUGUUCCUUGAAGUCACUGAGAGUCUUCUGUAUGGCAGGCACAGAGCUCAGCUCCAUGAACUCAGCAGGAAAGCCCUGCCUUUAGAGACAACAGAGCACUGCUGCUCUGAUGCUGGUCACUGUUAGGAGGUUACUCACAGCUCUGCUGCAGGCUCGGAAGCAGCCCUUUCAGCCCUCCAGAGACAUGAGACUGGUGCAGUUCCAGGCACCCCACUUGGAGGGGCCUCACCUGGGCCUGGAGGCUGGGAAUGAUGGGGGGGUCAUUGACCUCAACGCAUUUGACCCCACACUCCCCAAGACGAUGUUGCAGUUCCUGGAGCAGGGAGAGGCCACCUUGUCAGUGGCAAGAAGAGCCCUGACAGCCCCGUUGCCCGUCCUCCCACGGUCAGAGGUGACCUUCCUAGCCCCAGUCACACGGCCAGACAAGGUGGUAUGUGUGGGCAUGAAUUAUGUGGACCACUGCAAAGAACAGAACGUGCCUGUGCCCAAGGAACCCAUCAUCUUCAGCAAGUUUGCUAGCUCCAUCGUGGGGCCCUACGAUGCGGUGGUCCUCCCACCAGAGAGCCAGGAGGUGGACUGGGAGGUGGAGCUGGCCGUGGUCAUUGGAAAGAAAGGCAAACAUAUCAAGGCCACAGAUGCCAUGGCUCACGUGGCUGGCUUCACUGUGGCCCAUGAUGUGAGUGCUCGGGACUGGCAAAUGAGACGCAAUGGGAAGCAGUGGCUGCUGGGAAAAACCUUCGAUACCUUCUGCCCCUUGGGCCCUGCCUUGGUUACCAAGGACAGUAUAGCAGAUCCCCACAACUUAAAGAUCUGCUGCCGCGUGAACGGGGAGGUGGUCCAGAGCAGCAACACCAGCCAGAUGGUGUUCAAGACGGAGGAGCUGAUCGCCUGGGUCUCCCAGUUUGUCACUCUUUACCCAGGGGAUGUCAUCCUUACCGGGACCCCCCCAGGUGUUGGUGUGUUCAGGAAGCCACCUGUCUUUCUCAAGAAGGGUGACGAAGUCCAGUGUGAGAUUGAAGAACUUGGCAGCAUCAUCAACAAGGUGGUGUGACAGCUUCCUCACGAGCUCCAGCUAAGGUGGAGCCUCUGCUGUGCCACUUGGCCCAAUGCUGCUCCUCUAGGUAGGAGGAAGGAAGGUGGAGCUCUACAAUAAAUUCAAGUCGAAGCUUAGCUUA